UUUCGUGUCAUUUGUUAUCGGAUUAAAUUUUCGUCUGGCAACACUCAUCGUUGAUUGUAGAGAGUGAAAAGAGGGUUCCGGUUUUUUACUGACAUUUAUUAAAUUAAUAAUAUAUGAGUAAAUUUCAGUAUUUUUAAAGCAUAAUUUCAAAUAACGAAGAAAUGUUUAAUACCUGUAAUACUGUUGAGUUAUUCAAAUCAACACGUUUUGUUUUUGGAACGAUUUUCGAAAUAAAAAUCGAAAGCAUUUGUAAAGAACGCAUUUAUUUGUUUUGAAGUUUGAAUGUUUAUGAAAAUUUAUUUGGUAUUACGAAGACCAAGACUUUUUCAUAUAUUUAGCAAAAUGGAACAGUUACCUCAGAGAAAAUGUGAAUGGAGACGAAGUCAUAAAGAUUCGAAUUAUGGUGAGGGCGAGAGAAAAUUUUCUCGGCAUCCGAGUCAUCUGAAAGGAAAAGAGAUCGGGUUGUAUUAUGCCAGAUUAAGAAGAGAGAAGCAGAACGAUUCUGAUGAUGUUUCGAGACGUAAUAAAAGGCUCAUGAAGUCUGAGAAUGAAAAUCCUACAUCUAAAGUCUAUAUGAAUGUACAGAAAGAAAAACACGUUGAAGAUCUUCUUCUUCAUAUGAGAAAUACAAAAUUACCGUCUCGUAGAUAUUCUCUCGAAACUGAAGACAUGGACACGACAAGAGCGUGUUCUUCUAAUAGUGUAGUGAACCAGAGUGUUUUGAGAUCUAAUCGUUUAAAAGUGAAUACAUUUUUAGAUGAACAAUAUAAAGAUAAAUUGGAAAGCAAAAUGAAUGAUGAAGCAUAUAAAGAAAUGCUAAAAUUCAGAAAAAAAUUACCAGCUUAUUCUAUGAGAGAGGAUAUAUUAGAUUUAAUUGAAAGUAAUCAAAUUGUAGUCAUCACGGGAGAAACUGGAUGUGGAAAGACUACACAAGUUACUCAGUUUAUUCUUGAUUAUUAUAUUAUGAAUGGAGAGGGAUCUACUUGUAAAAUUGUUUGUACUCAACCGAGAAGAAUUAGUGCAAUUGCUGUAGCGGAGCGAGUGGCUCAAGAACGAGGAGAAAAAUGUGGCAAUGAUAAUAGUGUGGGAUAUCAAAUUAGAUUAGAACAUAAAUUACCACGUGAAACCGGCUCUAUACUCUACUGUACUACGGGAAUAAUGCUUCAGAGGUUACGAUCUGAUCCUGAUUUACUGCAAAUUUCGCAUUUAGUUCUUGAUGAAAUUCAUGAAAGAACGUUAGAGUCUGAUUUCUUAUUGAUCAUAAUGAAAGAUCUGCUACCAAAACGUCCCAAUUUGAAACUAAUAUUAAUGAGUGCUACGAUGAAUGCAGAAAUGUUUUCGGAAUAUUUUAAUAACUGUCCAAUGUUAAACAUACCAGGUUUUACUUAUCCUGUAGAAGAAUAUAUGCUAGAAGAUGUAUUAGAGAUGACGAGGUAUACUCCUAAACAGCAACCUAAUAAAAUAAUUGAUUCCAAAUGGAAAAGAUAUACAAAAAAAGGAAGGGAACAAAUUCGCAAGUAUGAAGAAAUGCAAGAAAAUAUUUUAAAAUCAUUGAUGGGCAACUAUUCUGCACAUACAGUUAAAGCACUUAGUAAUUACGAUGAAGAUGAUAUAGAUUUUGACUUAAUAGUUGAAUUAAUAAAAUAUAUUUGCAGAAGUCAAGGUGAAGGUGCUAUAUUAAUAUUUUUACCAGGUUGGGAUCAGAUAAGCAAACUUCAUACAUUUAUAACAAAUGAUUAUUUUUUUAAUUCUUCACAAUAUCUUAUAAUUCCUUUGCAUUCCUUGAUGCCAACUGUCAACCAAAAAGAAGUAUUCAACCAACCUCCUUUAGGAGUAAGAAAAAUUAUUAUUUCGACCAACAUUGCAGAGACUAGCAUUACUAUCGAUGAUGUUGUCUUUGUAAUUGACAGUGGAAAAAUUAAAAUGAAUAAUUUUGAUACAGAAAAUAAUAUUGCGACUUUAAAGCCAGAAUGGAUUGCCCGUGCGAAUGCUUUGCAAAGAAGAGGUAGAGCAGGAAGAGUACAGCCGGGCAUCUGUUAUCAUUUAUUCACUAAAUGGAGAGAAUCACAAUUGAAAGAUUAUCCAUUACCUGAAAUCCUUAGAAUAAGACUUGAAGAGCUUUGUCUAAAAAUAAAACUUUUAGAAUUAGGUGACAUAACUGCAUUUGUUAGUAAAGCUAUUCAGUUACCACACAUGAAAACUUUACAGUCAUCGAUUGAACUCUUAAAACAGUUGAAUGCAUUUGAUGACAAUGAGAAUCUUACAUCUUUGGGCUAUCACCUUGCCAAGCUUCCUCUUGAUCCUCAUACUGGUAAAAUGAUUUUAUUUGGUGCUAUAUUUUCUUGCCUGGAUCCCAUUUUGACAGUUGCUGUCAGUUUAAAUUUUAAAGAUGCCUUUAUUAUACCUCUGGGAAAAGAGCAAUUAGCAGAUUCAAAGAAGAAGGAAUUAGCUGCAGAUACACAAAGUGACCAUCUCAUGCUCAUACGGGCAUUUCGAGGAUGGGAAAAUGCAGUGACAACAAGACAGGAAUAUCAGUUUUGCAGACAAUACUUCUUAUCGGCUUCAACGUUAAGAAUGUUGAAUAAUAUGAAGAAACAGUUUGCUAGAUAUCUCCAUGAAUUGCAUUUUCUUCAUUGUGAUUAUCUGAAACAUCCAGAUUUUAACAUAAAUUCAAAUAAUGAUGCACUCAUAAAAGCCAUCAUCUGUGCCGGUUUAUAUCCAAAUGUUGCUAAGUUGAAGUUUCCAAAAGAAAGAAGGCAAAAUCAUCAUGCCCCACCUAAAAUGUAUACACCAGAAAACGGACGGAUUGCAUUUCAUCCAAAAUCUGUCAAUUACAGAGAAAAAACAUUUAAAACACCUUGGUUAGUUUACCAUAAAAAAGUACAGAGUACAGAAAUAUUUUUACAUGAUGCCACUAUCAUUAAUCCUUAUCCAUUGCUAUUCUUUGGUGGAAAAAUAUCUAUUGGUAAAAAAGAUUUGUAUGAAACGGUAACUGUGGAUAAUCAUAUUGUUUUCCAUUGUCCAGAAAAAAUUGCUAAACUUGUUAUUGAACUUCGACAAGAAUUAGACAAACUUCUUGCACAAAAAAUAGCUCAUCCUGGAGUAACAAAUUGGAAUAAACAUGAUGCAGAAUGUGAGCUGCUUAAAACAAUUAUUGAUUUGAUUACACAAGAAGAAACUUGUGAUUUUUCAAAUGAUAUAUGAUUGUACAUAUAUAUAAGCAUAUUUAGUUAAGUUAUAUCAUUUUUCUUGAAAAAAAAAUUAACUCCACAUUUAUUUUAUAAGUGAAUUAGUUGCAAAAUUUACCUUUAUUAAAACUGAUUUAUUUGUUAAAUUUAUAGAAAAUGUUUAAAGAUAGUAUGUAAGCCAGAAAAUUAUUUAAA
Molecule: messenger RNA, 3383 nt
Organism: Centruroides sculpturatus (bark scorpion)
Lineage: Eukaryota; Metazoa; Arthropoda; Arachnida; Scorpiones; Buthidae
Product: ATP-dependent RNA helicase DHX36-like
Exons: 1
Coding region: 283-3204 (973 amino acids)
Cellular component (GO): nucleus; cytoplasm; intracellular anatomical structure
Molecular function (GO): G-quadruplex RNA binding; DNA helicase activity; ATP binding
Source: RefSeq, a predicted model, not a curated record